CUCUAGUUUUAUGGAUAUAUGGUUCCGGUUGUAACAGCUUUUGUGGCGAAGGACAUAAUAUCCUUGAUCCCAACUAGACCUAGAUUAAGGAAUUAUGACUGCUCCUUGUUAUCCUCCCUGAAAAAAUUAUGCUUUAUGCCCUUAGGUUCUAAUUUAUGCCUAUUUGUCAUGCCGUUGUUAUGUUUCUGUUUAAUGUUAAUUACUUUAUCUAUAUUCAUUUCAGUUUUUCCUUUCCAAAUGCAUCUGUAAGGCUUAGUGCUUGCUAGGUUCUUCCAGCCAAAGGAACUAAAAUCAGUGUGCCCUGAAAUGAUAUAUGUUCAAAGGGUCAAUAGUCAAGACUAGACCAAGGAAUAUGGAAUGCAAUCUGAUGCGUUGCUCGUAGUUAUUUACCCUU
This is a messenger RNA of Panicum virgatum (switchgrass), 394 nucleotides long. RefSeq lists its product as uncharacterized. The transcript is spliced from 2 exons. Bases 19 to 249 code for a protein of 76 amino acids. The record is from RefSeq and is a predicted model, not a curated record. Lineage: Eukaryota; Viridiplantae; Streptophyta; Magnoliopsida; Poales; Poaceae.